AAUGUGUAAACGUGAAGAACGCAAGUGUGCGAGCUUGGAACGAUAGCGCUGGUGUUCCUAUGCUCCGAUGAGGUAGAUUGAGGGAGGACGAACAUAGUCUUGGCAAGAUCGUGGAAGUUCAAGUUAACGACAUCUGCUUCGGGAUCAUCGGAGAUUCUGCUGAGCUCUAUCGUUUAUAUGGCCUCGGAGGUGACAUUCGCUGAAGACAUCGUUAUACGUCUCUGGGUAGAGCUAGGGAAAGAGACCGAUUGUCGAGCCUGAGGCUGGUGCUGGGUAGAAAGUAGGAGACGAAUUGAUAAAGAUAUGUGGUGAAUUUGGUGGAUCUAUGUUACAUAAAAGUCAAAUCUUCGCCAGCCAAAGCUAUGGGUGUCAGUAGCAUAGAAAGCCAUCUGAUAACCUAAAGACAAUAAUUAUAAGAAUUGUAAGUAAUGCUUACCGCCAAGUCGGAGGAAUAUUCACAGCCUCUGUGACAGUCAAGAGCUUAGAGAGCUGUCAAGACGGUUUCGAGUGACCGCACAUCUCAUCAGUUCUCCUUCAUCUCCAGGCCCUGUGUCAAAAUCGUCUUCUCGUUCACGACUGACGAGAAUCUCAAAGGGAUCUUUUGGUUCGCUGGUCGUUACCUAGCUUUUCCUGCGCUCCUGGAAAGGUGCCGCGAGCUGGGAAUUCCAGAAGGCAAUUUAAAAAGCCUGGGAUCGAGUUCACCAUGAAUACCACGACACGUUAUAUCUUGUUGGUUAUAUUCUUGGUUAUUGGCCUUCACUCCAUCCUCAGUUUUACACACGAAGACUAUGGCCGAGCAACCUCUAUUUCAAACAUUGCUGCUCAGCUUCCCUGGUCCUCAUCAUCCUCAACAUUAGAGGACAUCCCGGACUCAUACUAUAUCUCACCCGAGACCAACGUAACUGGUGGCAUUCAAGCUGGCAAAGCCAACGCCACCCUCCUAAUGUUGGCUCGAAAUAGUGACACCGACAGCGCCGUGAGGAGUAUACGGGAGCUGGAGGAUAAGUUUAAUAAGAAGUUUAAGUAUCCUUGGGUGUUAUUGAACGAGGAGCCGUUCUCAGACGAAUUCAAAAAACGUAUCUCUAAUGUCGUAUCCGGAGAGGUGCAUUUUGGUGAAAUACCACAUGAUCAUUGGUACCAACCCGACUGGAUUGACGAAGAGAAGGCGACGGCUGCAAGGAAGAAGAUGGAGGAUGAUCACAUUAUCUAUGGCGGUAGCCUCUCAUACCGCAACAUGUGCCGUUUCAAUUCAGGUUUCUUCUAUCGUCACCCUAUACUGCAAAAUUAUAAGUGGUACUGGCGUGUCGAGCCCGAUGUUCACUUCCACUGUGAUAUCGACUUCGACCCCUUUGCAUAUAUGCAGGAGAACAAUAAAGUAUACGGUUUCACAAUCACCAUGUAUGAAUAUCUGGCUACAAUUCCUACGCUUUGGGAAACCGUUCAGAACUUCAUCAAAGAGAACCCUCAGUAUGUCGCCGAGAAUAACGCCGUGAACUACUUGUCAGAUAAUGGAGGCAGCUCAUUCAACCUUUGCCACUUCUGGAGCAACUUCGAGAUUGCCGACAUGGACUUCUGGAGAGGAGAGGCCUAUUCCAAGUUCUUCGACCACCUCGAUAAGACCGGUGGAUUCUAUUACGAGCGUUGGGGAGAUGCUCCAGUACACAGCAUUGCUGUUUCACUCUUCACCCGGAAAGACCAGAUUCACUUCUUUGACGACAUCGGCUAUGAGCACAAUCCCUACACACAUUGUCCAAGGGGUCCAGGAAAGUGGGAAAAGGGCAAGUGCUCAUGUAAUCCUGAUCACAGCUUCGACUACGAUGGAUAUUCCUGUAUGAAGCAAUGGGACAGGAUACAGUAAAACUGGGCCCUUUCAGGUUUCACACCUCCACGCUCACUGUGAUUCAUAAUUUCAUACUGGAUGGAGGGACCGUGACUGUUCAAUGUUGUAUUCAUUGAGCAGCCCGAGUCGCUGCGUCCUGGAGGCGAGCGACCUGCGACAAUACCUGUAUCGAUGGACUCCUGCAUAGACUUAGCACCAUAAUAUUAUUCUGUCAUUUUCGUUGCCUUUUUCG
Molecule: messenger RNA, 2072 nt
Organism: Somion occarium
Lineage: Eukaryota; Fungi; Basidiomycota; Agaricomycetes; Polyporales; Cerrenaceae
Source: the annotation of a GenBank genome assembly